Molecule: messenger RNA, 627 nt
Organism: Choloepus didactylus (southern two-toed sloth)
Lineage: Eukaryota; Metazoa; Chordata; Mammalia; Pilosa; Megalonychidae
Product: zinc finger protein 75D-like
Exons: 3
Coding region: 1-627 (208 amino acids)
Biological process (GO): regulation of DNA-templated transcription
Source: RefSeq, a predicted model, not a curated record
AUGAUGAUGAAAGAUGUGAAUGGAGUUGCUCGCUUGAGCCCUCAGAUCAGGGCUGUGUUGGAGACUAAGGGAUCUGUGAACCAGGGCUGCACUCAGAGUAAGAAAUAUACCCCAAAGCUGUCCAGUCUUGACCUUGAGAGCUGUCACCAGCUCUUCUGGAGCUUCCAAUACCAUGACACAGCUGGCCCCCUUGAUGCUGUCAGCCAACUGCAGGAAUUAUGCCAUAAAUGGCUGAGGCCAGAGAUCCGCUCAAAAGAGCAGAUCUUGGAAUUUCUGGUGCUUGAGCUGUUCCUGGGUGUUCUUCCAGAGGAGAUCCAGACCCUGGUGCAGAAGCACCACCCACAGAGCAUCAAGAAGGCUGUGUGCCUUGUAGAACACUUCAGCCAAAGGUCUGGUCAAGUAAAGAAUAAGAAAUUGCUGACAUUUGAAGAUGUGGCCAUGUAUUUUAUCCAGGAAGAAUGGAAGUUAUUGAAUCCCACUCAGAAGGCUCUCUACAAUGGUGUCAUGCAGGAAGUUUACGAGACAGUCACCUCUCUAGGGUUAAAGCUCAAGAAUGACACUGGGAAUGGUACACCUCCGUUAGAAGUACAAGCACCACGUGGCCAAGCAUCUGUCUUGGCUGAGUAA